This is a messenger RNA of Paramecium sonneborni, 613 nucleotides long. The record is from the annotation of a GenBank genome assembly. Lineage: Eukaryota; Ciliophora; Oligohymenophorea; Peniculida; Parameciidae.
AUUAACAUAAUUUAUAUUUACAAUAUUAACAUGGACCUUGAAAAUUAGAAUUAGGCAGCCUUUUUGGAUUCAAAAGAUAUGGUUGAAAAGUUAGAAAAACUCGAAAUUACUUCAGAGGUAAAUGAGUUUCAAUAUUAAAGAGUUUUGAUAGUAAAAUGGCUUGUAUACAAUAUUUUUCAUAUAUUCUAACAUGGGAUAUUGUGAAUGCGAGAUUUUUCUUUUACAAAUAUUAAAGGCUUUUAGAGUCAGACCAAUUAGGAAUAGAGAUGACAAAAUUUUUGAAACUAGUUUUCGAAAAUAAGCAUUCAGAAUUAAUAAAAGGAUGUGAUAAAUUAUGUGAAAUUUUGAAUACCUAAUAAGUGUAUAAGAAAUGGAUAGAGGAAUUAAAAAAUAGAGUAUAGGAACAUUUGAAAGAUUUAAUUGAAAAAAAUUUCUAAUCUAUUAGUGCAGUUCGUUUAAGUUCAUUUGGGUAGGAUUAUAGAAUAUUAAAAGGAUAAAUCCUUAAGGAAAAGCAUAUGUGAAAGUUGAAGAGAAGUAAUAAGCGAAUACACCACUAAACAUAGAGAAAUUGAGUUAGAUUGCGAGGUUGAUUUAAAAUAUGGAGAAUAAGUGA